AUGAGUGGAUAUGACGGGGACGCUGAUGAUGCACUCCAAUUUGCAUCUUUUCUGUUAGGAAUAGUUGAUGCAACUGCUAUAUACACUAUUGUGGUGGGAGCGGUUCUCGCGCUGUUUUCUCUGGCCGGUCUCAUUGCCUCCUUUUGCGCGGGGAGCACAAUGUUGAAAGUGUAUGCUGGCAUCGUGACUGUCCUUCUUGCUGCACAAAUCAUCGUUAUUGCUGUGAUUUUCGCCAAACCGACGGAAUUCACGGUUUCCCUCACUAACACAACACAAGAUCUUCUCGAGUUGUAUGGAAGUAAAGGAGAAGAAGGAGCUCGAGCAACUGCUAUUUGGAGAGUGCUAAUGGAGACCGAGCCUCGGUGCUGUGGCAUGGAUGGCUACAACGACUUUGGUGAGUUGAAGACAAGCAUGCAUCUAAUAUAA
Hydatigera taeniaeformis is the source of this 426-nucleotide messenger RNA. The record is from the annotation of a GenBank genome assembly. Lineage: Eukaryota; Metazoa; Platyhelminthes; Cestoda; Cyclophyllidea; Taeniidae.